Vanderwaltozyma polyspora DSM 70294 is the source of this 2739-nucleotide messenger RNA. RefSeq names its product deadenylation-dependent mRNA-decapping factor PAT1 (gene PAT1). The record is from RefSeq and is a predicted model, not a curated record. Gene Ontology annotation, biological process: P-body assembly; deadenylation-dependent decapping of nuclear-transcribed mRNA. Gene Ontology annotation, molecular function: RNA binding. Gene Ontology annotation, cellular component: P-body. The coding region runs from base 1 to 2739 and encodes 912 amino acids. NCBI's taxonomy places the organism in Eukaryota, Fungi, Ascomycota, Saccharomycetes, Saccharomycetales, Saccharomycetaceae. The transcript has a single exon.
AUGUCAUUUUUUGGUUUUGACACUAGUGGCCCUGCGUCUGGGAACGUCCAUGGGUCAUCCGGCAAUUCUAAUAAACCUUUAGAUUUUGAAGAUACUUAUAGAGGCUUUGGUGAAUACGAAAGAGAAGAGGACGAUUAUUUGAACGAUGAGACUUUUGGUGCUGAAGUUGAAUUUGGUACUGAUUUCGAUUUUGGGCAUUCCAAUUUAGGUGGUGGGGCAUCUGGAUCAAGAAGUGCCAAUGUUUCUGGUCAGGGCGCAACAACUUCAGGAUCGUAUGCGACUAAUUCAAGAUCAUAUGCUGUAGCAGCUUCUUCUGCUCCUGUUCAACAACAACAACAACAACAGCAACCUAUGGAUACUAAUUUGGAUAUGAGACCAAUGGAGUCCUUGUGGGGCAAUGAACCUGUUCAAAACAUGUUGCCUCCACAACUACAACAACAACAGCCACAACAACAACAACAACAGCAACAACCAUCACAACCACCACAACCACCACAACAACAACAGAAUGUAAUGCCUCAAGGCCCACUUCCUGGGGCUAUCUCAAUGGAAGAAUUGGAAAGACAACAGCGUCAAAUGCAGAUAUCUAACCAACAAACCUUUAUCCAAGGCUAUCCUCAUCAACCUAUACCACAAGGUAAUGCGCAAUUUGGUAAUCAAUACCAGAUGAACAUGCCUCCCGGUAUUCCUGGACAAUACCAACAAAUGCCACCUCAAAUGUUUCCACAACAACAACAAGGUCAACAACAACAAUUUCCUCCUCAAAUGUACCCUCAACAACAAAUGAACUUUAUGUCACAACAAUUUCAACCACCUCAACCACAUAUGUUACAACAAAAACAACCACAACAGCCUCAACAACAAAUGCAACAACCACAACAGCAAGCUCCACAACAACAGCCCGUGCAACAACAACCAUCUCAGCAACAACAAUUGCCUCCACAACAAUUGCAACAUGCUGAUGUUGAAUCAUUGGCUUCCUCAGAUGCUUCUCAAAAAUACGCUUCCUCUUUACCAACUCCUCCACAUCAACACUCCCCAUUAUACCAACAAAGAGAAGGUGUUAACCAAAAUACCAUGAGAGAAUCUAACCGUCGUAUGUCAAAAAGAGGUGAACCAUUGUCCCCAGAGGAACAAAAAAGACUACAAAUACGUCAAGCUAAAGUUGAAAAAAUUCUGAAAAACGCUGGUUUAAUGACCCCUCGUGACAAAGAUUUCAUUACACGUUACCAAUUGUCUCAAAUUGUUACUGAAGACCCUUACAAUGAAGAUUUUUAUUACCAAGUCUACAAGAUCAUCCAAAGUGGUGGUAUUGCUGGCAAGUCGAAUAAAGAUUUAAUUGCUCGUGCUUACUUGGAACAUUCAGGUCAUAGAUUGGGUGGUCGUUAUAAGAGAGCUGAUGUUGCCUUACAAAGAAUGCAAAACCAAGUUGAAAAAGCUGUAACUGUAGCAAAGGAAAGACCUCAAAAGAAUAAGGACCAUUCAGAUAUUGCUCGUGAAGGUGUCUUGGGUAAAAUUUCCUCUGCAAUGAACAGUAAAGCUCCUCGUAGACAAUUGCAAAUUCCUUCUCCAAAGUCAGGUGAAGAAGAAGAUGAAGAAUUAAGUGGAAAACUAUCGAAUGCUUCAACUCCUGUUUUAGAAGAAGUUACCGAAUCAUUGAACAAUGUUGGUAUUAGUGAAAAUUCCAGAUCGAGAAGAAGAUCUUCAUACGCCUUUUCAUCUGUUGAUCAAAGCUCAGUUUUAUCUCGUUCCGGUGGUAGAAAGUUUGUUUUAUCUUUAAUCGAAUCUGUUUAUGAAGUAGUUUUGGAAUUAGAAGCACAGUUAAGAAGCGGCAAAACAACCGAUAACUCUAGUCUAUGGGAAUCAUUGCACAUUGGCGAUGAAUCAUUUGAAGUAUGUCCUUUCAUCUCUAUGUUGUCCUUUGACAAAGGUGUAAAAAUAAUUCCAAGAAUAUUCAAUUUCUUAGACAAACAACAAAAAUUACAAUUGUUGCAAACUUUCUUCAGUGAAUUAUCUCACUUGAAUGUUAUCAUCAUUAGUUCUUUCAAAACCAAUCCAUCCCCAACUGAUUCACAACUAAAGAAAAUUGAAUUAUUCCAAGCUGUCUUCUUGAAGAUUAUAGUUUCAUUCCUAUCAUCCAGUGCCAACUUCAUUGAAAUCAUGGGUCUAUUGUUGCACUUAAUCAGAAAUAAUAACGUUUCCUUUAUUUCUACAUCAAAACUUGGUUUGAAUUUAAUUACGAUCCUAAUUUCUCGUGCUGCAUUAAUCAAGCAAGAUAGUAAUAGAACUAACAGUCUAUCUUCACCAGACAUUCAAGCAUGGAACGAAGUUUACGAUAAACUAUUCAUCUCCUUGGAGACAAAAUUAUCCUUAGUUUUCCCUCCAAAGGACUACCAGGACAAAGUUGUAAAGGAAACCUCAUCUUCUUUACCAUCGUCAUCAUCAUCAACCGGAUCAAGCCCUCAACAAUCUUCUCCUCAAUAUUACGAUCAAGCUUACAUAUGGCAAUUCCUAGCUUCUCUAGCAUUGAGUGGUAAAUUGAACCAUCAAAGAAUUAUUAUAGAUGAAAUUAGAGAUGAAAUCUUUGGCACAAUCAAUUCUGCUGAAGACUUAACAAAAGCUAACCCUCAAGACCAAUCAGCACUAUAUAGAAGAGAAAAAUUAUACCAAGACUUGAACCUAUUCUUAAAUGUUAUGGGUUUAGUUGCAAGAAAUGGUGAAAUCAGCGAAUUAAAGUAA